AUGGAAAGGUGUCCCAAGUCUGCAAGUAUUUCCAGCAAGGCUUCUGCUUCCCUGGACAUCGUGGAGAUCAAUGCAGGUAAGUCCCUCUUCUUCCCCUCUGGGGAAGUGGUGUCAGGCUGUCAGCACCCAAAGACCCCCAGCCCCUUGGAGUGGGGUCGCCGCCAUUCGGAGCCACGCGUCACUCUGCCGGGGUCCCACCUAGGACUGGCCCGCAGGGGAUCCGAGCCCACCUACCUGCCCUCUGUGUCUGUGGGCUGGGGCUGGGCCAGGGCCUGCUGGGGCGUGGAGCCUACCCUGGAGGGGCUGGCCAGCAAGGCUGAGGAGGUUGGCGGCAGCUCCUGGAAGUCCCUGCCUUCAUCAUCUGCUGACGGGGAUCACGGCCACUCCCAGGAGUCUCUGCCGAAGUUCCACCUUGUCCGAGAGCUCAUGGCGCCCCUUCAGAGCCUGGACCUUGAGGUGCAGCAGGACAGUCGGGAUGUGGUGUGUGGCAUCUGUAUGGACAAAGUGUGGGACAAGCCAGAGGCUCAGAGGGUUUUCGGCAUCCUGCCCAACUGCACCCACGCCCACUGUCUGGGCUGCCUGCGCACCUGGCGGAAGAACCGGCAGGACUUCCCGCUGGAUGUCAUCAAGGCGUGUCCCCAGUGCCGUGUCCAUUCCAGCUACAUCAUCCCCCACAAAUUCUGGGUGAGCAAGGGGGCCCACAAGGAGCAACUCAUCAGGAACUUCAAGGCUCGGACGAGCCAGAUCAGAUGCCGGUUCUUCGUGCGAGGGAAUGGCCGCUGCCCCUUCAAAUCUGAGUGUAUCUACCUGCAUCAGCUCCCAGCUAAGGCCCUGACCUCCGGUCCUCCCUGGCCUGAGAGAGUGCAACUGGACUCUGGGAGUGAGGUGGUGCUGAGUCCAACAUUGUUCCUAAGGGGUGCUGAGCCAGAGGACAAUGUGCUCUUCACAGACAGUGCCCUGGCCAUGACCUUCUGGGGUUCAGAACUCCUGCAGGAUCCCAACAGUUCUUACCACGGCCUUCUGUGGCUAGAAUACAGACCUUGGUGGGUGGGAGCCACAGCCACUCAGAGUAAAGCUGUAGCGCUGGGCAGGCGCGGCUGGGAGCCCUUCGACUGGGGCCGCUUGCUCGAGGCCCUGUGCCGGGAGGAGCCGGUAGUGCAGGGGCCUGACGGCCGUCUGGAACUGAAACCACUGUUGCUGCGAUUGCCCCAGAUAUGCCAGAGGAACCUGAUGUCCCUGCUGAUGGCCGUUCGGCCGUCACUGCCGGAAAGUGGGCUCCUCUCUGUGCUGCAGAUUGCCCAGCAGGACCUAGCCCCUGACCCCGAUGCCUGGCUCCGUGCCCUGGGGGAAUUGCUGCGAAGGGAUCUAGGGGUGGGGACCUCCAUGGAGGGAGCUUCUCCACUGUCUAAAAAAUGCCAGAGACAGCUCCAAAGUCUGUGCAGGGGGCUAGGCCCAGGGGGCAGGAGGUUGAAAUCCCCACAGUCUCCAGACCCUGAAGAAGAGGACAACAGGGACUCCCAGCAGCCUGGGAAACGCAGAAAGGAGUCAGAGGAAGAGGCUGCCAGUCCUGAGGGGAAGAGGGUCCCCAAAAGGUUCCGGUGUUGGGAAGAGGAAGAAGAUGAUGAGGAGGAGAGACCUGAACAUAAGUCACUGGAAUCCCUGGCAGAUGGAGGAGGUGCAUCUCCUAUUAAGGACCAACCUGUCAUGGGAGCUAAGACUGGCCAGGACGGUUCGAGUCUGGCGGAUGCUAAAGGUCUAGCUGAGAGUUUGGAGUUGCCCAAAGCUAUCCAGGACCAGCUUCCCAGGCUGCAGCAGCUGCUGAAGACCUUGGAGGAGGGGUUAGAGGGGUUGGAGGAUGCUCCCCCAGUUGAGCUACAGCUUCUUCACGAAUGUAGCCCCAGCCAGAUGGACUUGCUGUGUACCCAGCUGCAGCUCCCCCAGCUCUCAGACCUCGGUCUCCUGCAGCUCUGCACCUGGUUGCUGGCCCUUUCACCUGAUCUCAGCCUCAGCAAUGCUACUGUGCUGACCAGAAGCCUCUUUCUUGGACGGAUCCUCUCCUUGACUUCCUCAGCCUCCCGCCUGCUUACAACUGCCCUGACCUCCUUCUGUGCCAAAUAUACCUACCCUGUCUGCAGAGCCCUCCUUGACCCUGUGCUCCAGGCCCAAGGCACAGGUCCUGCUCAAACAGAGUUACUAUGUUGCCUUGUGAAGGCAGAGUCCCUGGAGCCAGAUGCACAGGUUCUAAUGCUGGGACAGAUCUUGGAGCUGCCCUGGAAGGAGGAAAUUUUCUUGGUGUUGCAGUCACUCCUAGAGCGGCAGGUGGAGAUGACCCCUGAGAAGUUCAGUGUCUUAAUGGAGAAGCUCUGUAAAAAGGGAUUGGCAGCCACCACCUCCAUGGCCUAUGCCAAGCUCAUGCUGACAGUGAUGACCAAGUACCAGGCUAACAUCACUGAGACCCAGAGGCUGGGCCUGGCUGUGGCCCUAGAACCUAACACUACCUUCCUGAGGAAGUCCCUGCAGGCCGCCUUGAAACAUUUGGGCUCCUGACCAUCCACCAAGGGACCACCGUCUUGGUGCUCCAUCACCAGCUUCCUGAAGGCAUUUCUGUCUUCACCACCUUCUGUCUUGAGCCCUAGCCUGAGGAUAAAGGCUGAGCCUGGCCAUCCCAGAUUCCAACUGCCUCCCUGUUCCAGGCUCCAUAGGGGCAUACUGGCCUCCCAGCCAACAGGGAGGCUCCUGGGCUAAGGAAGCUCAGCUAUAUUUUGUUUUUCAUUUCUUUUCUUUUGUUUUUGAGAGAAGGUAUUGCUCCGUCAUCUAGGCUGGAGUGCAGUGGUGCGAUUGAUCAUGGCUCACUGCAACCUCUGCCUCCCAGGCUCAAUCCUCCCAUGUAAGCCUCCCAAGUAGCUGGGACUACAUGCACAUGACACUGUGCCCCAGCUAGAUUUUUUUAUUUUGUAGAUAAUAAGCUGGUCAGGGCUGGUCUUGAACUCCUGAGCUCAAGUGAUCUUCCUGCCUUGGCAUCCCAAAGUGUUGAGAUUUACAGGUGUGAGCCACCAUACCAGGCCAGAGCUAUAUUUUCAAAGGCUGCUGGCCCCAGGCACACUCCUCAUCAAUUCUCAGGCUGCAGGGACAGAAACUUUCCAACAGGGCUCAGUAGGGUCAAGCCGACCCAGAGUGGACAUGGGAUGCUCCAGGAGGUCUAGGGUACCAGUGUGCUCAGAUGAAGCUCUUGUGCUCGUGUAUGUUAUGACCUUCUGUGCUUUUGUUUCUGACUUGAAUUUAUCAAUGGUAUUGAAUAAAAAGCAAGUUCAAUAAUGU
Messenger RNA from Mandrillus leucophaeus (drill), 3318 nucleotides. It is a transcript of the gene FANCE, whose product is annotated as Fanconi anemia, complementation group E. The coding region runs from base 1 to 2547 and encodes 848 amino acids. The transcript is spliced from 18 exons. Gene Ontology annotation, biological process: interstrand cross-link repair. Gene Ontology annotation, molecular function: metal ion binding. NCBI's taxonomy places the organism in Eukaryota, Metazoa, Chordata, Mammalia, Primates, Cercopithecidae. The record is from RefSeq and is a predicted model, not a curated record. Gene Ontology annotation, cellular component: Fanconi anaemia nuclear complex.